UAUUACAUUAAGGAAUUCACUUUCUGACUAAUAUUCUCUCAUAUUUUAUUUUGUACGAAAGGGCCGAUGGAUGACAGAAUUCACAAUAUUCAUGACAUGGAUCUUUCAGAUCUGAGUCUUGAAACUGAUGGUGGCGUCUGUGAGUCUCUUACAGGGAUAUUCAGGCAGAUCAUAGUUCCACCUAUUUUUCUGCCUCUACAUCUGUGGAAUUCCAUUACUGGUCCAGGAUCCCCCUACUGUAGAUUCUCAAUCCUCUAAUGACCAAACAUUGGAAUCUGCACAAGCAGAUGAGUGCUCCAUCUUAUGCUUUGCAAGUCCAGAAUCCGCACAAGCGGAUCGGUGCUCUGCCUCAUGCUUUACACCUCCGGAAUCCGCACAAGCAGAUCAGUGCUUAGCCUCAUCCAAUGCAAUUCCAGAACAAAAUGCCCACGUAACAGAAAUCCCAAAAGAAGGCGAGGAUCCCCAUCAGUCUUUAAUACCUACAGUUGCCAAUCAAGCCAGUUUCUGGACUUCAUGCGGGAUUUCGGAUCCAAAUAUUCAGAAAAUGCUUCAGGAAGAUGAAGAUGGUGAUACACAGCUUCAUAUGGCUAUUAUACAAGACUUAGUUCCUGUUGCUAUCUAUAUUAUUAGGUGUCUUUCUGCUGUCAACGCCGACCUUCAAAAUAACAAUUUACAAACACCUCCUUGUUUGGCCGUCCAUACACAACAUUUAGAUGUUGUUGAGACUCUAAUUGAAUGUGGUGCGAGUUUGUCAGUUGUAGAUAAAAAUGGCAAUACACCAUUACAUAUCGCCUGCAUAUAUGGAUUUUAUGCAACUGUACCUUCUUUAUUGGAGAAUGUAGAAAGAGGAAUUGUUAAGAAGUGUAUAUCAAUCCCAAAUUAUGCAGGGCAAUCAUGCAUACAUUUAGCUGCAGAUAGAAUGCAUUUUUCCGUCAUGCGUCUUUUGCUUAGUCACGGAGCAGACGUGAAUGAAAGGGAGAAACUCUUUGGGAUGACAAUACUACACAACGCUGUAAAAACAGGCAAUAAGCAGUUGCUCAAGUACAUUCUACAUUUGCAAGGCCUCGAUUUAAACUCAGAAAUGAAUGAUGGAUAUACACCUCUUUCACUGGCUUAUGUUGAGAAUCAACCUGAUAUUGUUGGUAUGCUUAGACAAGUUGGUUGUACACUGUAAUUUACCAAAUAGCUUGAUUUUUAUUGAUAUCA
Molecule: messenger RNA, 1206 nt
Organism: Saccostrea echinata
Lineage: Eukaryota; Metazoa; Mollusca; Bivalvia; Ostreida; Ostreidae
Product: NF-kappa-B inhibitor alpha-like
Exons: 1
Coding region: 545-1174 (209 amino acids)
Molecular function (GO): protein binding
Source: RefSeq, a predicted model, not a curated record